Molecule: messenger RNA, 2349 nt
Organism: Sycon ciliatum
Lineage: Eukaryota; Metazoa; Porifera; Calcarea; Leucosolenida; Sycettidae
Product: taurochenodeoxycholic 6 alpha-hydroxylase-like
Exons: 1
Coding region: 12-1565 (517 amino acids)
Molecular function (GO): monooxygenase activity; iron ion binding; oxidoreductase activity, acting on paired donors, with incorporation or reduction of molecular oxygen
Source: RefSeq, a predicted model, not a curated record
GGCUGGUCAGCAUGGAGUUCCUUCAGUUGACUCGUUUGCUGGUUUUCCUCGGUACCGUUGCGGUGUUUGUCCAACUAGACCUAGUUCGUAAAGUCUACAAGUACCUUCGCUGUCACUACUAUGUGAGAAAGCUCCCCGUCCCUGCUGAACCACGAUGGCUUACUGGACACUCGAGUUUCAUACAGCCGGAAGCUGCCUUCCAGUUCCACUGCGACUAUCUGAGCGAUCCAGAGAAGCGUUUGCCCGGCGUGUUCCGCUAUCACCUGUCUCAGUUUUUAUACAUGGUCAACGUCUUUGCGCCACAUACCAUAGAAGCCAUGCUCGCUGGCUCGCAUCCCAAGCUUUCCAUCGUUGCUCAUCUUACUAGCCCUGUCACUGGAGAAGGUGGGGUGUUAUUCACCAAUGGAGAGAAAUGGGCACGCAAGAGGCGAUUGGUUGCUCCUGGAUUCCAUAAGAAAGUCACACAAGACUAUGUGAGCGUGUACGAAUCAGUACUGGACUCGUUGAUAAGCGACUGGUCUGAGCUCCUACUCAACUCCACCAUCAAAUCCGGACCGAAGAGCAAGUCCAGAGUAUCCAUGAACAUGGCCUCGGCAAAACUAAGCAUUAAUGUGCUGGUGAGGUGUGUCAUGAGCUACGAGCUCAGCGAGACAGAGACACUAGACUUCAAGCGAGCCACAGAUGUUAUGGCUCGGAUGGUGCAGGAACGCGGAACUAACGCCUUUCUGUACCCGGAUUCCAUCUAUUUUCGAACUGAAGCUGGUAAGGAAUGUCUGAAACUAUGCAACAUUGUUCAUACUGUGACGGAUAAUGUCAUAGCCAAUCGCAGGAAGCAGCUGUUGGACGAUCCAGACGCCGCUGCACCGAAGAAGAACAUUGAUUUCCUGGACAUCUUGCUGACUGCACGAUACGAGGAUGGUGCUGCGAUGGACGAUAGAGAACUCCGGGAAGAGGUAACUGUCUUCUUGAUAGCUGGUAUGUCAUCAUCUGUUGCAUCACAGUGGCUAUUCUACUACUUGGCGGCCAACCCGGAUAUCCAGCAACGAUGUAGAGAAGAAGCACGUGCGGUGUUGUGCCCGGACGGUGGUGAGCCUGUGUUGACUGAGCAGAGUCUGAAUUCUCUGCAAUACAUCACACAAGUCAUAAAGGAAGUCCUGCGUAUAGCCACACCAACUCCCCAGAUUUAUCGUGAGCUUGAGAAGGACACGAUGAUUGGCGGAUACUUGAUUCCUAGCGGAACCUGGGUCGUCCUCAGCAUAUGGGCUCUACAUCACAAUCCAGACAUUUGGAAAAACCCGAUGACUUUCAACCCAUCUCGCUUCGACCCAGGUGGAGAAGCUUCGAAGGCUCCACCGUUCUCGUACGUGCCAUUCAGUGGUGGUUCUCGGAACUGCAUUGGAAAGAAUGUGGGGUUUCAGCUGUUGCGAGCAGAAGUGGUGAAGAUCCUGUUGCGCUUCAAGCUCUCCGUUCCUGAUGACCUUCUGGACCUCAAACAGCAUUUGAUGCUGUUUAUUGAACCUUCCAAGCCGAUUGAACUGCUCAUCGAGGAAGUUGGGGAUUGCUGAGCUGGUGGUUUUUUGUUUUGUUUUUUACUGAACUCCACAGAACCAUCAGAUGCUACACAGCGGGGGCGGCGGCAUAUUGGAUGGAAGUGGUAAAGAAACGGGCUUUUCCAAAAAAUCCUGAGAAAUGUUCAACAAAAAUUUCAAAACACGACAUUAUUUCGUUCGCUAAUCUCCGCUACCGUCGUCUCACGUGGCUGCAGAAGAUGUUACGAGAGAUAGGAGAGUCUCCAGCAGGCAGCGCAUCCAUCUUCAGGAAGUGGAAAGAGAAAAUGUCAUGGUCCUUGGUUGAGGUAAAUGCUGAACGUUUGAUUUGUCCCAACCAAGAUUUCAGCACUUGGUUCGUCACGAUUUUCGCUUGCCAGCUAACGUCUCCGCACUCCAGCUUCCCCUUGUCGGUGUCACGUCCCAGUACACAACGGAGAGGACUACUAAUAAACAGUUCACGGCGCCAACAUCGCUGAAUACAGCACUUCUUUCACUUCGUGAAUACAAUAAGACAACUGAAAAUGACACAAUUCUGCAUGCAGUGAUCGAUAGGCAGCGGCGGAUUAUGCCGGCAUAAUUAUUGGCAUAAUUUGGUGGUUGAAAAUUUGGAGCAUAAUUUGGCAUCCUUUCGGAGGUAGGAGCAUAACUACAUGAUUGUACCACAGUUCUAGUAUGUACGUAUGCUACUUGAAGUACACAAUUGUGUACAAUGCACCUGAUCAGUGCUGGUGGUCUGCAUGUUAAAGGUUCGGAGGUCAUGCAGAUAGUGUUUUCAAUGAAAAGCAGGGUAGAAAUCAUG